AUGAAGCGCGGUAUUGCUGCUCUGGCAUCUCUUGCCUCACUAGUCAGCGCCCAAUCGAUCAACAUCACCGGUAUCCCUGUCGCUACCCCGACUGGCGUUUUCAAUCUUCCAGUUGUCUAUGCUACGGCUGGUCAACCUGCAGUCACUGCAACCACCUUGGCUGUUUCUGCCACCGCAUCUUCCGAUCCCAGCGCAACUAGUCUGAUCGAUGCUGCAGCCCGUGCAUCUGUGGGUGCUUCCAGUGUCCAAAGGCGUCGCAUGAGAAAGCGUGACGGUACUUGUGCACCUCAACCCAGCGGUAUUACCCAUCAGUCAUCUCCUGAUACCCCUGCUGGUUUUGUCGCCGACCCGUACUAUGCUCAAGCCGCCAACAAUGCAGCCGCCCCAGCUGGAUAUACCGCUAUGUUCACCAACCUGAAUGCCUCCAACUCGGCCAAUCAGUACAUGGGCUACACUUUGUUGCCUUCACACGACGUACAGAGCUGUGCCAGUAAGUGCUCUGCCAUCACUGGAUGCAACUCGGUCAACAUCUACUUCGAGCGUGAUCCUACCCUCGAUCCCAACGCAAUCAAUUGCCCCAACCCCGCCUCCACAAUCAACGUGAAGUGUGUAUUUUGGGGUGAUGUCGUCGGCCUCGUCAACGCGAACAACUAUGGCCAAUGGCGUAACUCCUUCCAAGUCCUGAUUGCCGGCAGCAACGGAUAUGUCAGCAACGCUCUUCUACCCAAGCCCACCAGCUCUUCUAGUGCUGUCCCCACCUCGUCAGCCACAAGCACUUCUUCCACCAUUGUAUCUUCCUCCUCUUCCGCCAUUUCUUCUGCAGCAGCACCCACUCUGUCUAUCCUGAGUGCCUUCUUCGGUCAAAAAGAUGUCACUUCGCUCGCUCAGACAAAGCUCAAGUCCGGCAAUGGAUACUACCUCGACACCUUCAACCUCGUCCCCACUCUCGGCGUGGACCCGUGGGUUGGCAACCCCAAGCUCAUCACCCUUCUGUACAUGAACGGUACCACUCUCCGCACCUUCGCCAUCUCCGAAGCCGAAGGUCGCGACUCUCUAUUCCCCACCUACACCAACUGCGACGGCUGGAACUGCGUAGGCAACGCCGUCACCGUUGCUCCUCCCGCCAACUCCCCCAUCAAACUCGUCUCUGUGGUCUAUGGUGACAAGCAAAUCACUCAAAAGAGUGUUUACACUUACAUCUACAACCAAGCUAUAUCAAAAACUACUAUGAAUGUGGGUAGCUGGUUGUUUGGCUAUAACCCUGUUCUGAUCACUAGACCUGGGUACAAGGCUAGUUGUGUGAUUUGGUAUUAUUCUGCUGCGGAUGAUUUUCAGACUUUGAGAGCGUUUACUGGAAAGGAUAAUGUUGCUGCUGAUGGCGAUAGAUUUGCUUGGAAUGGGUCGGACUUUGCUUUGGUCUAG
This is a messenger RNA of Aureobasidium pullulans EXF-150, 1422 nucleotides long. RefSeq lists its product as uncharacterized. Lineage: Eukaryota; Fungi; Ascomycota; Dothideomycetes; Dothideales; Saccotheciaceae. The record is from RefSeq and is a predicted model, not a curated record. The transcript has 2 exons. The coding region runs from base 1 to 1422 and encodes 473 amino acids.